AUUUAUACCAAAAAACGCAUUUUUCAUUAUUUUCAAAAACGCAUUCAUCUAAUGCGUAAACUCAAUGAAUAUGAUAAGAUUAUAGUCUAAUUAGGUUAGUGGAAUAAGGAAACCAAUUAACUGUGCCCCGAGUCUUUGCUAAUUGGAUUGGGAAAAUUCAGCUUAUUUUGUUCUAAUGUUCAACAGCCCACUGGUCCAUUAGGGCAAACCGAGGCGUUCCCAAUCAUUUUUUAACUCAACGGGGUACCAAAAUAAGGGAUUCACCUCCGUCAGUUGAGUGUUAGUGCUGAUAAUAUUGAUCGGGUUAUGUCUGAGAUAGCUGGACCAAUGGGGGCGGACAUGAACAGCGAGGCCAACGCCAACCCAUGGCAUAUUGACCAUUGCUACCAGGAGAUUCUGAUGUACCAGGCACUGCAUGGACGCCAGAAGGGAACGGACAGGAGGGUGGGGAGUAGCUGCAACCCCCGAUAUGCGGCUGUAUGGGACGUGCUCAAACUCAUCUUCCUCUCUGCUACUUGCACGUGUUUGGUCCAGUAUGUCUCUCUAGUUUUGACCAGUGCCAUUCUCUGCUACAGUACACAGGGUCGGUCGCAACACCACGACUACGAGUCCACCUCUUCUUCCUCGUUGUCUUCAAUGUCGUCUUCGAUGGGAGAAGGGCUUAGCGGGUGGGAGUUGGGGAGAGAGGAGGAAGAUAAAGAAGAUAUUAUCCAGGGACAGGGUUGUUGCCGGGUGGAUCAGAUUGGACUGCUGGUGGAGUACGAGAUGCUGUCCAGCCUCAUCACAGCCAUCUUCUCCUGGCUCAUCGACUGUCUCAACGAAGUCUGUGUCGUCAACAAAUACGGCAUGUUUCUGGUCUCUAUGUUGAAAAGUAUUCCCUCUUUCCUUACCAUUAGAGUGGGGGUGGUCCUUCACCUCCCCUGUGUGUUCAACGGACCCCCCUCCCUCGGGGGCAUCCCGUUCCAGCCGAUGGCCAUCCUUUUGCCGACUGUACUUCGCAGAUGGUGCGUCACAUCGCAGACUCAAGACUUUGCAAUCUCAGCCCACACACUCAAAAUUUGAAGUCUUAUCUGGGUCUUUUCAAUUUACA
Symsagittifera roscoffensis is the source of this 1090-nucleotide messenger RNA. RefSeq lists its product as uncharacterized. The transcript has 5 exons. Bases 307 to 1062 code for a protein of 251 amino acids. Lineage: Eukaryota; Metazoa; Xenacoelomorpha; Acoela; Convolutidae. The record is from RefSeq and is a predicted model, not a curated record.